Molecule: messenger RNA, 1812 nt
Organism: Cuscuta campestris
Lineage: Eukaryota; Viridiplantae; Streptophyta; Magnoliopsida; Solanales; Convolvulaceae
Source: the annotation of a GenBank genome assembly
UCCGAUAAAAUAGUCAACUCACCUCUUUAAAAACCUCCCUAUUGUUAACGGUGUUCUUGUGAAAAUGAUAAAAUUGAAUAGUGCUCCCUUUGUCCUCAUUCUUGGUAUAAACUGCACUCUUUGACUCGACAAAGUUUAAGAGGCGUGUUAAGUGAAAUGGGUAUGGUUGAAAUUUAUUUAGAUGAGAGAAAGAUUGUGAGCCAUAUAUUCCAUUUCUUAUACGGAAAUGAGAGAACUGUGGAGUUUUUUUGUAACAGCCAACAAAGAAAGUGUGAAGUUUAUUUCAGGAGUAGAAGGGUAAACGUGGGAAAAAUAUCUUAAGUGCUUUGAAGUUAGAAUUCACUAAAGAAAAAAUUCUAAAAGGCCUUGAAAAUUGCUCAAUCUACACUCCUGAAAAGGAAAAGAGAGUGUGAGGGUUUUUGCUAACGAUAAAUAGUGAAAAUAACAAGGAUUUGAACAAAAGUGCUUUGGUGGGUAAAGAAGUGAAAAAAGUACGGAGUAAUUUUUAAUAAAAGUAAUGAAUUUGACACAUGAGUAGCGGGGAAUUUCCCUUCCUUUCUAGUUGUGCCACAGGUCCACAAGACCCAACGACAAAAGAAAGGAACUGUGUGAACUUCUCUUCCUUUCUCACCAUCUGUGCAUGGAAAUUCUGUGCCGCGGGACCCACGUGAAAGGCAUUGUUCCUUUUUAUUGCAUUGGAUACAUUUGUAUACAGAUUUGUAUAGUUGAAGCUCUCAUACUCUGUUUACAGAUGAAGAGCCAGAGAAUGUUCUUCGAUGUGAUAGUAAUACAAAGACAUUACCUAUUCCAAGGAGAUUGCUGAUCGGGAAUGAUGAAUAUGUGCGCCUUGGCAAUGGUAAUAAGCUGGUCAGAAAUCCAAAAAGAAGAGUCCGCAUCUUUGCAAAUCAGAAAGUCCGAUGGAGUUUGCACGCUGCUAGGUUGCGGUUGGCUAAGAAGAGCAAGUAUUGCCAGUUUUUCACAAGGUUUGGCAAGUGUAACAAGGAUAAUGGAAAGUGUCCUUACAUCCACGACCCCUCAAAAAUUGCAGUGUGCACCAAGUUUUUGAGUGGUUCAUGCUGCAAUCCUGAUUGCAAAUUGACCCAUAAGGUCAUUCCUGAGAGAAUGCAAGAUUGCUCUUAUUUUCUUCAAGGAUUAUGCUCUAAUGAAAAUUGUCCUUAUAGACAUGUAAAUGUGAAUCCAAAGUCACCUGUUUGUGAUGGUUUUCUCAAGGGUUACUGUUCUGACGGAAAUGAGUGCCAGAAGAAACACAGUUAUGUAUGCCCUAGUUUUGAAGCAACGGGAGAUUGCCCCCAAGGUUCCAAUUGCAAGCUUCACCAUCCAAAGAGCAAAAGCAAGGGAGUAAAACGGGGAGGAGCUUCUUCUAAUGAAAGGAAGAACGAUUGGGGUCGGUAUUUUGGGUCUCCCCAAAUCGACCUCAGUGAGUGCAUAAGGGCCACCACAUCUGGGAUGUGUUCCGUGGAGGACAAUGAAGGAAGCUCUUUUUUCAAAGAAGGGAGGUCAGUUGAGUACAUUAGCUUAGGUGAUGCUAGUAAUGUCGAAGAAGACGAACAGGUCAUGAUGAUGAUUGAUCAGAGUAGUGAGGAAACAUUUGAGGAGGGUGGCCCUUUACCUUUUCUGCAAUUUUCUGACUCAGAUGAGCUCAUCAAACCCAUUCGACUGCUCAAUCGAGGGAGGAACAGAACCGAAGAUUUGUCCAUUGACAGCCCAAGUGAAAUGAUGAGCACAAGUCAUGUUUCAGAAGAGUCUCAUUGUUGCAAGUGAAUGAUUCUUUAGUUUGUUAGCAGUGUUUUA